AUGCCGUUCUAUCGGUCUUCUAAGCACAACCGAUCUCAACACAACCUGUUGGGGUCAUCGAUUGCUGAAGACCCUUCGCAGGCAACAUCCUCCGUUCAAUCAGCCGCGAGCCUGGGCCCGGGCGCUGCAAACCCCUCUUCAGCCUUGCCAAACUCGGCCUUCAGCUCUGGCUCCAACGAAUCUUUUCAGAUUGAUAACGGCGCCGGAAGACUGAACCUCGUACAGGCCUCACAGUCGCAGCCGUCGCGCUUGGUGAAUAUUUACAACAAUCCCGCCAGCGGCCCCUCUCAUCCCUCUGAUCCUGUUCCACAAUUGCAACAUUCUAACACGGUAACUGGUGUCGUUGAGUCUCGCCAGAGAGACCACGACUUCGCAGAUCAAGUGGCCCGGUCGCACUCCCAUCACUUCCCCCAAAUUUCACCAACCCAGGCCCAACAGCAGCAGCAGCAGCAGCAGCAGCAGCAGCAACAACAACAGCAACCCUCUCCGGCCACGCCUCAACAGCACCACCAUCUUCAAAUUCAACAGCAGCCGCAGUCAAGUCUUGGAUCAAACUCAGUUGAUAAUCUACCAGACACAGCUUCCAUCCAUAAUUCCCCAUUCUCCGGCCAGGGACAAGGCCAAGCGUUUGUUGCAAACCAGCAGCCGCCCCCACCCCCGCCCAAGACAAAGCAGUCCACGCGCAGACUGAUCAAAAACAUAUUGAGUGGCUCGUCCUCGCAUCGUAACCAAGAUUCUCAAUCUGGACAAAGUUCGUGGAGCGAUCCUUCAGGUAUUGUUCGCAGAUCGUCAAGGCGUAUAAGCCAGCCGCCUCCUCCUCCCGCCAUCCGCACAGGUGUAUCUCAGGUUUCGCUUGGCCAUCCUCCCGACUGGCAAGCCCAAUAUCCUUCAUCGCAGCCUUCGCCUCUCCAAACGGCAGUGUAUCGAGACUCGUAUCUUGUUGCGGGACAAGAAAGAGACUUGCAUCUCCAGAACCCGCAAGACCAAUACAACCCCACUAUUCGACCGGUCCCUCCUGAGAAAGACGUCUCGCCUUAUUCAGUGGGGGAAAGCGGGUACCAUCAACAGCAAGCCCAUUCGCAACUGCAGGUUAAGAUCCCUCCAGAUCUCCAGCAACAACAAUUCAAUCAGGCUGAGUUCGAGGCCGCACUGCAACAACAGCACCAGCAACAGCACCAGCAGGUGACCCCCCAGGACCCAUACCAGACCUCGUCGCAAGUGCAAUACCAGGCGAGCACACAUUCUGCAAUCUCGGGCCACCUUGGCAAUCCCCAGCAUCAGAAUCCUGAGACGGUAUCGCAGCUUUCGCGCGAAUCGCCAACCAUCGAUUCGGACCAGCGCUCAGCGACAAACGUUCAAUCGUCUCUACAGGCUUCCGACGAGAGCAGUUACACGCCCCAAUCCCAGGAUAUUCCCCUGCGUCAGAAUCCACUCCCCGCGCGGGCUGCAGCCCAAUCCCAAGGCAAGACCCCGCAACAGCAAGUCAUGGCCCCACAACCCGGCGGACGCCGGUCCCAGGAUACCACCGAUAAGGCGACCGGGAUUCGCGAGGUACAACCACCCCCUGGCCCCCCGCCAAGCUAUCGCCAAAGUCAACAGCCCAGCAUGAACAACUUGUCUCAAUCUUCCAACGCAGGCGGUCAAAGCUCCAGCAGCCAUCGCCAGGGAGACAGACAAGGCUUCGAUGGAUCGGGAGAAGUCCAAGGGCGUAACAGCCCCCAGCCGGCGUCCGAACGUGCUGCGGAGGACCAAGAGAAGACAUUGAAAGAGCUGCGCGAUUUCUAUGACGCAGUGACGAAGUACAAGAACGUCAAGAGACUGUACUUUGACGGCAAGAAAGAAAUCGAACAGCUGGGCAACCAAGUUGAGCAGCUCCAAAAUGCAAUCGCCAACCAGCGCAUAUCGCAAAGCCGAACAUCGUUGGACGACAGCGAGUACACGACGCGGUUUAAUCGCUUGCAGGGUGCCAUCACAAACCUUGCCUUCAAUAUCAGGAAGGAAUGGAAAACAUUACCAAAGUGGUUGGACUCAUACGUGACCGCCAAUGCGCUGAAGACGGGCAAACAAGAAAUGACCGCCGUCGGUCGCGCAGUCAUAAGUCGUUGGGUGGUAGAUGAGAUCUUCAAUCGCUGCUUUCACCCUGGCCUGGAAGCUGAGCUAAGCAAACAGCUUAGGACGAUUGAGCAGAACAUCAGACACUUUAGUUACACGUUGAACAGCCAGGAAGAAUACGAUGCGCUGACCAGCAAGGUUGUCAGCUGGAGAAUGACCACACUGGAAGGACUUCAGGACGUUCUUAGGAGCGCCGAGGCUGACGAUCAUAAGACUAAUUUCACCCGGCGCGCCACUAGCAAUCUGACCGCUCACCUUUUCCAGCACCUUACGGAACCUGCGCCCGUUGGAGUCGACGGAAGUGUAGGCAUGAUUGUGGAGUUGGCGGUAGGGAUUGCCAGCAACCUGCCCCUUGAGAGCCGCGAUGUUGCCAUCAUCUAUCCGUUGCCAGAGCAGCCAGUUCAGACCAACCUCAUGGAAGUCGAAAAGACGCCAUUACCACCCCUGGAGUCGCGCCCGUCCGAUGCCAGCGAGGAAGGGACCGCAGGUGACGGAGCCAAGGAGUCCUCCAAGGAGCGCCGCGGCGACAAGGCCAGAUCCGGUAUGUUAAACACCAUUCAUCACACCAUAGGCGGGAGCAGCGCCAGCGGUCCACCCGGUAGCCGGAAGGGAAGUAUUGCUGACAAUUCGACGCUGUCGACAGCACAAUCUGGGGUGGCUUCACAAUCCAAGGAUGCUGGAAGGGUUCGCUUUGCCGGGUCAUUUGGUGUGGAAGUUAGGGGUCGCCAUGUUCUGAUUAAAGCGCCAGUCUGGACUAUUUGA
Neurospora hispaniola is the source of this 2874-nucleotide messenger RNA. RefSeq lists its product as uncharacterized. The coding region runs from base 1 to 2874 and encodes 957 amino acids. The transcript is spliced from 2 exons. The record is from RefSeq and is a predicted model, not a curated record. Lineage: Eukaryota; Fungi; Ascomycota; Sordariomycetes; Sordariales; Sordariaceae.